UUAUUUGGCUUAUCUCUCACUUCUUCAAGAUGAAGAUGAUGAUGAUGAUGAUGAUGAAGAAGAACGAAUAUGGCAAUAGAUAUCUUUUCUCAUCACUGAACUCGUAAGCAUACGAUCCGAUCUUGAUUCUCUGCGUUUUUUCUGUGAAUUCAUCCACCGUACGUACUUGAGAAGAUCUUCGUUAAAACCGCCAUUGCUGUGAUUCGUCUGCAGUUGAGUUGAGGUACAAGAAUGGGAUGUACUCAAUCGAAGAUCGAUAACGAAGAAACAGUAACUCGAUGUAAGGAACGGAAGUUAUUUAUGAAAGAUGCAGUCGCCGCUCGGAACGCUUUCGCCGCCGCUCAUGCCGGUUACACCUUCGCACUUAAGAACGCUGGAGCCGCGCUCAGCGAUUAUUCACAAGGUGAGGCUCAGCAACCGCAAUUCGCACCAACGCUCAUUGACCCUGUCUUACCUCCUGCUCCUCAGCCGCCGUUUGAGUCUAUACUUGCUCCUCCUCCACUCCCUGAUUUUCCUCUUCAACGUGCUGCUAGUAUGCCUGAAAAUUUCUCACAUAAACCUGAUCUGAAGCACACGGAUCCGAUAAUCGAGGAGGAAGAAGAAGAGGAGGAGGAUGAGGAUGAAGAAGAGGAGAUGGAAAACGAGAAUCAUGACUUGAAGAGAAGAACUUCUAAUAGAAAGAAAGAAUCAUUCGGUAGAGGAACUGAUAGCGAGGGUUUACCGCCGCCGCCACUACCUAGAACUCCGCCACAAGAUAAUCGGUCUUCACUACCACCGGAGGAAGAGUGGGACUUCUUCUUUCCUCCCAUGGAGAAUGUGCCUGGGGCUAAUUUGGCUGAUCUCGACGAGGCAAGGAUGCAAAGGGCGGACAUGGAAAGGAAAAUGUAUGAAGAAAGGAAGAAGGCGGAACUUGUGGAAGACAAGAGCAAAACUGGAGGAGGAAGAAGAAACAUGAUGAAUCAGGAGCCCGAACCGUCUGAGAAAACUAAUGAGCUUCCACCACAGCCGCCGCCUCCAGCAGCGGCGAAGCCUGCCAAGAAAGUGAAGCAACCAGUUCCUUCUUCCGAUAACAGAAGAGGUGGAAAGGUCUCUUUUAAUUUGAUUAAGAUAUUCAGUGACUUAGAUGAUUUAUUUCUCAAGGCAUCACAAAGUGCUAGUGAUGUUUCUAAGAUGCUUGAAGCAAAUCGAUUGCACUUCCAUUCUAAUUUCGCGGGUAAUCAAGGACAUAUUGAUCACUCUGCACGGGUUAUGCGUGUAAUCACUUGGAAUAAAUCUUUCAAAGGAUUGCCAAAUAAUGCUGAUGAUGGUAAAGAUGAUGACAUAGAAUCAGAAGAACUUGAAACUCAUGCAACUGUAUUGGAUAAGAUGUUAGCUUGGGAGAAAAAACUUUACGAUGAAGUGAAGGCAGGAGAGCAGAUGAAGCUCGACUAUCAAAAGAAGGUUGCUUCGCUUAAUAAACUAAAGAAACACAAUGCUAGUAUAGACACAUUAGAGAGGACUAAAGCAGCUGUCAGCCAUCUUCACACAAGAUAUAUAGUCGAUAUGCAAUCCAUGGAUUCCACAGUUUCUGAAAUAAACCGCUUACGUGAUCACCAGUUAUAUCCCAAACUCGUUCAACUUGUCGACGGUAUGGCUACAAUGUGGCAGACUAUGUACACAUACCACACCGAGCAACACAAUAUCGCAUCAGCCCUCAAGUUCGUUGACAUGUCACAAUCCCUAAAAGAAACGAGCGCCCACCACCACGAGCGAACUAUCCAACUCCACGUCGUAAUACAAGAAUGGCAACUUCAGUUCGAGAAGCUAAUCAAACACCAAAAAGACUAUGUAAAAUCCCUUAACAGCUGGCUAAAACCGAAUCUCAUACCCAUCGAUAACAACCUCAAGGAGAAAGUCUCGUCACCUUCCCGACCCCAAAACCCGCCAAUCCACGACCUUCUACAAAACUGGAACGAUUUCCUCGGGAAGCUUCCCGACGAGCUGGCGAGAACUUCCAUAGCCAACUUUGCAGCAGUUAUACAGACGAUCGUGCAUAGUCAGGAAGAUGAGUUGAAACUAAGGGCGAGAUGUGACGAGACAAUUAAGGAGAUUAACCGUAAAACAAGGCAGUUUGAGGAUUGGUAUAGAAAGUACGUACAACGUAGGGUUCCGCCAGAAGAGGAUGAGGUUGAGAGGGCGGCAGCGGAGAAGGAGUUGGUGGAUGAGAAGAAGUUGGCGGUGGAGACGGUUCAAAAGAGGUUGGAGGUGGAGGAGGAGAGUUAUAGGCAGCAAUGUGUUCAGGUUAGGGAGAAAUCUUUGACGAGUUUGAAGACAGCUCUUCCGGAGCUCUUUAGGGUUUUGUCUGAAUUCUCAAACGCGUGUUCAGAGAUGUUCUCGAGGCUCAAGUUUUUCACUGAAAGACAAGGUAAUAAUGCUAGAACUUGAGUUUGUUGUGAGAUUGUCAUAUAUGUAUGAUAGUGUAUUAUUGUGCAUGUAUGGUUGAGAAGAAAAAAAAACAAAAAAACUUGUUGUAUUUAUUUAAUAUGACAUCUUUAUGAUUUGUUGAUUUUUGAGAAAUCCAGGUAUUAUGGUUUUAGUGA
Impatiens glandulifera is the source of this 2579-nucleotide messenger RNA. Its product is annotated as protein ALTERED PHOSPHATE STARVATION RESPONSE 1-like. The transcript is spliced from 4 exons. Bases 232 to 2424 code for a protein of 730 amino acids. NCBI's taxonomy places the organism in Eukaryota, Viridiplantae, Streptophyta, Magnoliopsida, Ericales, Balsaminaceae. The record is from RefSeq and is a predicted model, not a curated record.